AUGGCGCUGCUCAUAGCAAUCGGGCAGGGUCCCCUGUGGUCCCUGUCCCUGCCCUCACCCUCCAGGGGCAGAGCAUCCUCACUGCAGCGUCAGCUUUCCUACAUCCUUAAUCUGACCCUGUCCAAGGUUCUCCCUGGUGUCCCCACCUGCUUUGCUGCCUUUCAAAGCUCCUGCCAGACUGCCUGCCUCUCGGCAUGCCCACCCGCACCACCACCUCACAGCCGCGACUGGGCGCCCGUCCACCCUUUGCUAACGCCCACCCUCACCCUCCCUUGUCCCCCAGGCCCACUCCACAAAGUGAGCAGAAAAACCCCACGUCGCCUCAGGCACUCUCGAGAACAGCCCUUCCGAAUCCGAGCCCGCCCCCUGCACCGCCCACCGCGCUCGGCUGCACCCGCGCGGUUCCUAGGAAGCCCUAGCCCCUCCCACCCGCCGGCCUCACGCUGGCUCUCCGCCUCCCCGGAGCCUCGGCGUCGGCCUGGCCGCCGGGCGCGCGCCCGCGCCUUGUCCCCAGGCGCCCAGCCAUCUGAUUUGCUGCUCAGCACCCCAGUCUCUGAGCGACUCCCCCUCAUCUGGGACCGGCGGCCCCUCUGCGCCUGGCGCGUGCUUCAUCCCCGGACGUCUGUCCCGAAGGAAAGAACUUGCACAAAGCCCUGUGGCCCCGCGAGCCGAGAGGCCCCCUCCUGCACCCCCGGGCCCGCCACACACCCCACACCCGCGCUCCGCCUUCCCGGAGGGGCGUUAGUACCCCCUUCCUCCGGGUGGGGUGAGCCAGGCAGGGCGCGCACAUUUGGGGGGCGCGGGGACGGGCAGGUCGGGGGCGCGCACGGAAGGGCGGGGUGCGCGGACGGCUGUAGCACCGCCCGGACACAGGUGCGCAGCGGCUCCAGCAGGUUUCUCCGUCCGCCCCCGGCGCUCUGGGAGGCCUCGGGGCUGGGCUCGGACUUUGGGGCGGAGGCGGGGUCCCUCAGCGCCUCGGCGCUCCUCUUCCCUCUCCUGGCCGAGGGCCAAGUCGGGCGGAGCGGGAAGAGCGGCCCUCGCCCCCGCAAGGCCGGAGGGGCCGGAACGAGGGUGAGCUGAGGCUUCCGGGCGACGCGGGCAACGGGCUCGGCUCCGAGGCGCUUCCUGCGGAACCGCACCCGCCACGGCCCAGAGGCUCCCCGGGGCAAAAGGCGCCUCGGCCCCCCAAGCUCCAGGCCCGGUUCUGGCUCCCGGGAGCCGGCGACCUCCACUCACCUCCGCAGGUAGGAGCCGCGAUCGGCACUCACCUGCUGACAAGACCCGGGGCUUGCGCGGCCGCGAGGGUGGAGCGGCUCACCUGGGCCAGGUGCGCAGCGGCGACAGCCCCAGCGACGGUAGCAGGUGCAGCCCCGCCCAGCAGCCGGGGCGAGGGCGGACCCAACUGUCCUGCUUCGAGCCUCAGGCUGGUGUUCAAGACGGUCCUGCGCUCGGCCCCCUGGAGCCGCGGCCGCCGCGCCUGGGGGCAGAGGCCAAACCGGCCCGACCAGCCCCGAGAGUCUCGGUGCCCCAGGAACUCCUCGGAAAUUCCACCGUCCCCAGGAGCACCUGCUGCGGUUCUGCUCCUCCUCCCAAGCUCUUUGUCUUCCUCUAGGAAGCCUGCCUUGACUCCCGCUCCUAAACCCGAGGUGCAGGGAGGGUAAGACCUCUGUGACCUCUGUAAGGCACCCCUCACUUGGAAGCCCACGGAAAACCAGAGCGGGGCGGAGGCUACCACAUUCCGGGCCUCUCUCCGUCACGGCCUCAGUUUCCCAGCUAGCCCUGAGGGCAGACGUAAUCGGCCAGAAGCCCAGAAAUUAACACAAAGCAGUUUUAUUUUAUUAGAGAAAACUCUGCUGGUUGAGGGGAGCCAGUGGGGUGGGGCAGGAUCUGGGGCCCAGGAAACUGGGCCAGUUUUCCUGUCGAGACGGCGUGAGAAGACAGGACAGGCCUGCACUGUUCCCCCCCCCAACCCCGCCCCGGUUCUCUGGGUGACAGGGGUCACUCAGAGUUCAAGUCAGGCAGUACCAAGCCUGAGCCCUCACAGGUGGAACAGGCCUCCCAGACCAUGGACAGGUGUGCAGCUCACAGACACCCCAAACAUACAGGGGCUCCCAGGACCCCCACAUAUACGCGGGUCUAAUUAAAGCCCGCCCACACACACACACAGCCAGGGCUGGGGUGGGCGGUGGUGGCAGCAGCUCUGCAACUUGGCCUCUUGACCGGCUCCGGGCCUGCUCCAUGUCUGUGCUCUCGGCCGGAGUCUCUGGUACUUCGGGACUCGGGGCCAGGCCCCGGCAGCCCCGCCUCCCCAAGUCUCUGGUGCUUCCUCUUCAGGACUUCAUUCUUCACCCACCGAGGCACAUCAGGCACAAACCAGCCAGCAAUGAGCUUGACGCAUGAGGCCACGUGCUGGGAGGGCCAGAGUGGGGAGGUCAAGGUGCGCUGAGCAGGGACUUUAGGGGGCAGGGGCCCAGGGAGGGCUGCAGAGAGCUGCCCCGCCCUGGGGCCUGUCCCCAGUGUUGGCUCACCUCGAAGAGGAUGAGGAAGGUCAGACGGACGGCCAGGAGGAACCAGGGCUGCUCAGUGAAGUUGGAGUUCUGAGCGGUGCCACAGUCCCAGUCCCUGGGGUGGGGAGCACCUGAGGUCAGGAGUCAGGAGUUCAGAGGGUGCUCACAGGGGAUGGGGGUCCAAACCUGCACUCAGUCACAUUCUCUGAGCCCUCUAUUUCAACAGGAUUCUGGGAGUCCUUGGUGUAGAACACGGACAGGCUGUGGUUGACGUAGCCCGUGAGGCAGCUGGGGGGAGGGGGAGAGGAGUUUGGUGUGGUCCCUUCAGGCUUCUGGGGUGCUGGCUUGUAACCGACCCCUGCCUGGUGGGGGCCAUCAGGGUGGGCCACAGUGCAGACCCCCCUCCUUCGUCUCUGUACAUGGGAGAGGAGCCCCUGGGGGAGGCUGAAGGCCACCACCUGCCUUCCUUGCCAGGGGCCGAGGCUUCCUUGCCAGCCUUCCUGGGGGAGACCUACCCCUGGAGACCUGCCCCCCUGCAGGGCUGGAGGAACUGGAUGAGGACAGCAUGCAGACCACUAAGGGUCUGCCUUUGGAAGGGGAGCCAUUCCAGUAUCACUUGCUCAGAAAACAGCUGGUUCUGGGACGUUAAUCCCCUACUGGGGUCCCAGUCAGCACUCCCGGGGUCCACUCAGGGUCUGCAGGUUGCUGUGGGAGGGCAGCCCACCCCAGGCAAUACUGUUAGCAUUGAGCCCUUCCCUGGGGUCCCCUGGGGCUGGGCCAUGGUUGGGCCAGUUUCCCAGGGGUCUCUGGACAGGGUCUGUGUGGCGGUGUCCCCUUACUCGACUGCAGGGUGGGCCCCCUGUCGGCACGGGCCAUAGCAGUACUUGUACACCACUCGGGGGAUGAACUCAGAUGUGAAGGCGAUGACCAUCCCGUCGGCAGUGACGGCCAGCACGCCGAUUAUCGCCAGCACCUGCAGCCAGGUCCCUGGGCCAUGGCAGGGGGUGAGGCCUGCACUGUCUCCCCGCCCCCUGCCCCCCCACCUCUGGUGAUCCCCUGAAGCUGGGAGCCUGGAUGGUCAAGGGCCUCAUCGUGUCUCUGCUUGUGGCAGCCGCAGGGCCAGGUCCCUGAUGAGGAAGACCUGGGCCAGGGCCAACAGAGAGCAGCCUCCACUCUCCUGCACCCCUCUUCUUGACGUGGACAGGGAGGGGCUCAGGUCUCCGCCCCCCAUCUUAUGCCUGAAACUUUCGGCUGCCCCCAGGCCUGCUCCACCUCCUGGGUCCCCUCCCCAGGGCAGACCCCCUUAACCUGGUCCCAAGUCUCCCUCACACUUCUCUCUCCCACUGCCUAUGUCCAACGCCACAACUCCUGGCUUCAUCCCUGACACCUGUCCACCUCAGCGAGGCCAGUCAAGGUGACUAAGGCCACCUGCUCUCAGUCCCUGUGCCCAGCUGCUGGACCCCUCUCCCUCAGCUCCCUGAGAGUCAAGCCGUUCUGCACGGCCUCCGCAGGGCGGCAGCUGGCCCUUCAAUGGGACCCCUGGGGGGGAAAGGCCUGCGAGGUGCCUGCCAGCCCCGCCUCUUCCUGGGGCCUGAGCCCUGCCCCCAUGGCUCAGAGCGGUGGUUUCAAGGGGACUGGCGUGGCCCCAGCGCGCCUCGCGGCUCAUGCCCCCAUGGCUGGAGCGCCCGCCCUCAGGCCGCCCCGUCGGGCCCCUGACUGAUGUCCUUGGCCUUGCGGGGCACCAGGCGCCGCUGCACCUGGACCAUCUUGAUGGCGUCCAGGCAGAUCUCCACGAGGUUGCUGAAGAGCGCCAGCAGCAGGGCAAGCGGGAAGGCGGCCACGAAGAUGGUGGUGAAGCCCUACUGGAUCCCUGGGGGUGGGGGUCGUCACCGUGGGCCCCUGCGCGGUGCCCGCCCCUCCGCCCAGCAGCCCCGCCCUGCGUACUCAUCUCCAUGAACUCCUCGAACAGGCUGAAGGUGUUGACCGGGUUCAGGCGGUAGUUGCGCCGCCAGUGCCUCAGCUCGGGGUCCUGGGACGUGGCUCGCAUCGAGCGACACUUGUGGGCCAGGCAUCUGCGAGCGAGGAGGACCGGGUGGGGGACGGGGAGGGGGGCUGAGGACCCCUCGGGACUGCUGGCUCUGGGAGGUGGGGUCCUGUGGGUUCAGGGGCUCCCUGUGGUGAGAGUGGCGCCCCGGGAGGGAGGGUGGUCCUCACGGGCCCAGGUACUCCAUGCAGUUGCUGAGCGUUUGUUUCAGACCCAUGAUGAUGGCCACCUGCACGAACAGGUCCGUCAUGCAGCCGCUGAGAUGGCACUGCGGGGGCGAGGGUGAGAGGUGCAACAAAACCACUGAGAAAUGUAGCAGGAGGACAUAUCUGUCGCAGAUAGCGGCAAAAACUAUAAAACAGAGUGAAAUUCACAGGAAAUAUGGGGGACCCAUAAGAAGAAAACUAUAACACAGCUAAAGAACAUUAAAACAAGACUUGAAUAGAGGAAACUUGUUCUUCGAUAGAAAAACUUACGCUUGUAUUUUUGUGACAGGUGGAAUGUCAGGCCCCCAAAGAUACCACAUCCUAAUUCCUGGAACCUGUGAAUAAUGUUAUCUGACAUGGCAGGUGGUAUUAAGGUUGCUAAUCAGCUGACCUUAAAAUGGAGAGAGAAUCCUGGAUUAUCUGGGUGUGCCCACUGUAAUCACCAGAGUCCUUAAAUGAGUAAGAGGGAGAGCCAGAGAGAUGGCAGGAUGAGAAGGACCCAGCCUGACACCACUGGCUUUGCAGACACAGGACGGAGCGGGCCAGGCAGCCUCUAGAAGCUGAAAAAAACAAGAGUGUGGGCUCUCCCUGAGGGCCUGCAGACAGAACACAGCCCUGCUGACACCCUGAUUUUAGCCCAGUGAGACCCAUUUUGGACUCUUGGCCUCGAGAACUGUAUGUAAUGUGUGUUGUUUAAAGCCACUAAGUGUGGUCAGCAACCGAAAAUUAAUACAGUAUCUAUGUCAAUUCUCCCUAAAAGAAUGUAUAAUUUCACUGCAGUCUUAAGCUAAAUCCCACAGAAUUUUGAUGGAGUUUGACAAACAUUAAAGUUCACCUAGAAGAAUAAACACGUAAAUAACUACAGAAAAGGAAAAGUGAAAAAGAAGAGAAAAAGAAAAUUAACGCCAGACCUAUCUGACAGGAAAGCAUUACAGUAGUAAUGACACAGAAAUGUACUAGACCAGAGUCAUCAGAAUCCACGGAGCGCCAAAACAGUCAAGUGCAUGAUGGAACUAGACCAGAGUCAUCAGAAUCCACGGAGCGCCAAAACAGUCAAGUGCAUGAUGGAACUAGACCAGAGUCAUCAGAAUCCACGGAGCACCAAAACAGUCAAGUGCAUGAUGGAACUUACUGUGUGACAGAAGGGUGGUGGUGGCGAUGGAACAGUCAACAAAUGGUUUGGGGACAACUGGCUGUCACUUGGAAAACAACAAAACAGGCUUCCCUCCUUUGCCGCCUGCAGCAAAACAAAUUCCUUGUGAAUCAAAGAUUUAAAUGUUUAAGAUGUUGAAACCAUAAGCAUCUAAGGGAAAUCACAGCUGAACGUUUUUUUUGGUUUUUUUUGUCUUGCUCCGGACGCAAGGCUCAGCGGCCAUGGCUCACGGGCCCAGCCGCUCCGCGGCAUGUGGGAUCCUCCCGGACCGGGGCACGAACUCGCGUCCCCUGCAUUGGCAGGCGGACUCUGAACCACUGCACCACCAGGGAAGCCCCUGAACAUGUUUUUAAUGUUGAGGAGGGGAGGCCUUUUUGAGCACGGCAUGAAAAACAGGAACUAUAAACAGACACACUGAUAACCUUCGUGACGAAACAGGAACCGCCUCCAGAGAAACACGAGUGGCUGCACAGGCUCCUGCCCUCUCCUCCCAGGGAUGCCACAUGCAGGGCCAGUACACGAAAGGCGCCAGACUCAGGCUUCCAUCUGCCCCACCGCCUGCUGACUGUGCGACUUAACCUUUCUGUGCCUCGGUCUACUCAUCUGUGAAAUGGGGUUUAGAGAGUCCCUACCCCAUAGGGCUGUUGUGCAGAUUAGAGCUGAUGAAUGUGAGGCCCUUAGGAUAGAACGGGUGAGUGUCAGCAGACGUGAGUUAUUAUAAAGACAUAUCCCAUCCUGCCAGGGAAAACCUACUCAGUCCUUCGUUCUUCAGUAUGAAUGGACAGCUACAAAUCUUCAGGCACGAGGAAAACCAGCUGUACAAAAGAGAAGGACUACAAUAAAGGAACAGGAAGAUGGACCCUUUAGGAAAUGAGAUAAUGAGGAAACAGAUGAGAACUUAAGGGGAAAAAAGAACAUUGAUAUCCUCAAGAAAGUACUGUAUCUGUGGAAACAAGAAAAGGACACUUUAAAAAAAUAAAAGGAUAAAAAAAUAAAAACCCUCCUGGAAAUUAAGACUUUAACUGUUAAACUUAAAAAAAGAAAACAGGGACUUCCCUAGUGGUCCAGUGGCUAAGACUCCACAUUCCCAAUGCAGGGGGCCUGGGUUCAAUCCCUGGUCAGGGAACUAGAUCCCACAUGCCGCAACUAAGAGUUCGCAUGCUGCAACUAAAGAUCCCACAUGCCACAACUAAAACCCAGUGUAGCCAAAUAAAUAAAUAAACAAACAUUAAAAAAAAAAAAGGCAAAAAGACAAA
Molecule: messenger RNA, 7166 nt
Organism: Orcinus orca (killer whale)
Lineage: Eukaryota; Metazoa; Chordata; Mammalia; Artiodactyla; Delphinidae
Exons: 3
Coding region: 1-1080 (359 amino acids)
Source: RefSeq, a predicted model, not a curated record